AACUUUAAAGAAAUAUGGAGUCUGCUAGUUCUGCCAACAUUGAGCCUUCAUCUUCUGCUGAAGCACCUCUUGCUCAGCCACUUACCCAACUGCCCCUUGCUCAACCACUGCCUGCCCAAUCAGCUCUUGCACAACCACUUGCACAACUGCUUGCGCAAAACACAAGCUCUUCUGCAGUUGAAUCCCUUGAGCUACAGAUAUCUAAAGGCCAAGUGCUAGAUUACAUAAAGGAACACGACAAACAUGCAUGUGAACUGUGGUUACGAUCAACUUAUAUUGACAAAUAUGGGUCUGAAUCGUGUGCAAGCCUGGAAGCAUACAAGGGAACUGUCAGGAAAGUGCAUAGUGACUAUCAGAAGGCAAAUAUGAGUAAGCGUCGCAAUCCUGAUGAACUUGAAAACCUAAGAUCUUCUCCCUAUCGAUUUCCUAGGAAAAGCAUGCCAUCAAAAAAGCGUAAACGGUUUGAUGAUAUCUUGCAUGCUGAAGCUGCUGAAACAGUUGCCUCUGUUCUCCAUACAUCAUUAGAAGAAAAAGACCGUGAACUUGGGGCCGCACAAAAGUCAUUGGUAGAAAAGGACUAUGAACUGGAUGUUGCCCAGAGGAAAAUUGCUCAUCUCACGUCUCUGAUUACUGUGAAAAAUAAAGAGCUGAAACGAACAAGAGGUAACAGAGAUUACUACAAGCAGAAGGUAGAUAAAGUGGAGACAAAACUGGAGGCUGCUGCCACGAGUUGUGACGUUCAUGAUACGGAAUUACAAAUGGCUUUUGACACCAUAAAAAACAUGAAACAGGAACAACGUGAGGCAUCAGACACAAUCAAGACUCUUGAAGACCACAUAAAAAGACGAAAAAGCAAGACUGUCGUCACUUAUACCGGAGCCCACUUUACCACAGAAUUCACAUGUCUUGUGCACAAACUAUUAGAGCACCAUGUUGGCUAUAACCAUAUUGGGCUAGUCAUCCAGGAGUGUUUAGAAUUUGUGGAAAAGGUUCCGUCAAAGUUGCCAUCAAGAUCAACUAUUGUUAAUAUGAAUGCAACAAGGUUAGGGCUUGAUAAACGGGCUGAUAAGGCUGCAUCCGAAUUGGCUGUCUAGAGCUAGGUCUAGGUCUGUGCCCGUUGAAAAUGCGCGGGGACGCGCUGACAAUAGCCGUAGCUCUGGAAGCCCUUUUCGGACACAGCCUAACUAGCAAAAACGCUUGUUAGUGGCAAUUAGCAUAAUAUUUGGGCUUGGACCGUAUAAUGUAAACUAAGGUAUUUUUGGAACAACAUAGCCCCAGAACACCGUGACUUUGAAACCAAUACAAUGUAACGCCUAAACAACGAACAUCGCGGGAUCGUAAUAACGAUCGUUCGGUAGGCCUAUAGCAGUUUUGAAGCGCCGGUACCCUUUUUUGACCAAUAGUGAAGGGCAUUCUCACAUCCCUCGGCCGCAGGAGUCGUCGUCACGGGUGGUUUUGAUGUUCGGAAUUAAAAGUGGUCCAAAUAGUGUUUAAUUCAAAAGGUAGAUUUUUAACAAUGUUUGGUACAUUUUGCACAUUAAAAUCGGGAGCCAAGGAUGAUGUUUGGUAUAGCCGAAUGUUCGGUAUAGCGGUGUUCGGUAUAGCGGUGUUCCACUGUAUGUAGUUGAUUUUAUCAAACAAACCUAAAAUACAUUAUUGCUAAUGGAAAAUGAUUCAGACAUGAUUUGGUACUUUUGAAUAUUCACAAAUUUGGUGUAAUAUCACUAAUAUAAAUAUAAUAUUGAUCAGUAAUGAUAAAUGGAUAAACCUUUCGAUGUGCACAUUGCAUCAUGGGUUCGGACGACAAACAAGCAAUGCAGUUUAUGCACUAGGGCAGUUAACCAGUCAAAAAAGACGAACAUUAUUCCUUUCCAAAGCUUAAUUGGUCCUCACUUCGCUAAUGCAUAGAAUGAUACCCAUUAUACUUUCGAAAUAAAAGUCAGAUUGAAACUUCAGAAAUUUAAGAUACACCAGUCAUCAGGCCCAGAGGAACGAUUGUAAUGUUGGAGGCAUGAGCUUCAAAUCUUGAUUCUGAUUGGCAGGUCAUAAUACAUGAGUUUUAAAAA
This is a messenger RNA of Patiria miniata (bat star), 2066 nucleotides long. RefSeq names its product dynactin subunit 1-like. The transcript has a single exon. The coding region runs from base 15 to 1094 and encodes 359 amino acids. NCBI's taxonomy places the organism in Eukaryota, Metazoa, Echinodermata, Asteroidea, Valvatida, Asterinidae. The record is from RefSeq and is a predicted model, not a curated record.